UAAAUAGGAGCCAAGAGCAAUGGACACUUCAUUAUACUAUUUAAAUAUUUCCUUUGACCCUUGACCUCUACAGUCUGCAAAUAAUCUAUAAAUAUGGAGAAUUCCUUUUUUACUUUCCACUUUCUCCCUUUCGAAGUAGAAUUUUCCACAAUUAACCUUUUCUUCACAAUAAAACACACAAACACAUAGUGCAUGUUCUGAAAUCUUAUAUCAGUGAUGCCCAAGUGUUUUAGCUUAACGGCUACAAAGAACAGAUGCCUCAAAUCCAGUUUCAGCAGUCGGGGUCUCCGAUCUACUGUCACUGACCUCAAAGAUGGCACCAUCAUGCACUGUUGGGUACCCAAAACAAGAAAAUCAACCCGACCCGACUUGGUCCUGAUCCACGGGUUCGGCGCCAACUCCAUGUGGCAAUGGAGCGAAACGGUACGAAUCCUCUCACGACACUUCAACGUCUACGUCCCCGACUUAGUAUUCUUCGGAGACUCCUACACGACCCUACCCGAUCGGUCCGAGUCAUUUCAGGCUGAGUGCGUGAAGCGCGUGAUGGAGGCAAACUCGGUGGUGAAGAUGAGCGUUGUUGGGCUGAGCUACGGUGGGUUCGUGGCGUAUAAUAUGGCGGCGCAGUUUAAGAAUUGUGUGGAGAAAGUGGUGAUUUGCUGUGCCGGAGUUUGUUUGGAGGAGAAGGAUUUACAAGAAGGGUUGUUUGCGGUGAACAGUGUGGAGGAUGCGGCCAACAUUCUGCUGCCGCAGACGGCGGAGCAAAUGAGAGAGUUGAUGGGUUACACGUUCGUUAAAGCUCCGGCGAAAGUUUUGCCUUCUUGCUUGCUUACUGACUUCAUUGAUGAAAUGUUUACAGAUUAUGUAAAGGAGAAGAAAGAGUUGCUUCUUGCAAUUGCGAAAGACAGGAAGCUUUCCGAUCUACCUAAGAUCACUCAGCCAACGUUAAUAGUGUGGGGAGAUCAAGACAAAAUAUUUCCUUUACAACUAGGUCACAGACUGAAAAGGUUCAUUUCCCCUACUGGGCAUUUAGGUGAGAAUGCUGAACUUGUGGUGAUCAAGAAUACAGGCCAUGCUUUCCUUUAUGAGAAACCCAGAAAAUUUCAUAAGCCUUUGAAAUCCUUUCUCUUGGGUUCCACAAAAAGUCCUUCUCAGAACCAAACAUGAUUCACUUUGGGGAAAUUUUUCUAUGUAUUAUCUCAAUUUUUACUAUGUGGCUCUCAUUGAGAGACACCAUCCUAUGAAGAUUUUUACUUCUGGUA
Messenger RNA from Nicotiana tabacum (common tobacco), 1259 nucleotides. The record is from RefSeq and is a predicted model, not a curated record. NCBI's taxonomy places the organism in Eukaryota, Viridiplantae, Streptophyta, Magnoliopsida, Solanales, Solanaceae.